UUUCCACGCCCUCAGAAACUUCAAAAGAUGCCUUAUUUGAGUUCUCUGGAUAAAGGAAAAGGGUACUGCCCGGCCCAAUUCGAUCUCUAUUUCCGACACCACUAAAGUUGGAUUCUUUUCCUUCCCUUUUAUGCUUUAAUUUUGUGGAUUCAAAGUUGCACUACCAGGGAUCGCGCCAACCCGAUUCCCGAAAAUCGUGAAUUCGAAAUUUUUUGUGAAUUCACGAUUCCCGAAUUUCGGGAAUUUGAUUUUCUGUCGGCGCGUUCCCUGCACCGUAUCCUAUUAAAUAUAUUUCCUCAUACCAUUUUUCAAUUUUUUCAGAAGGCCUCCCUCAAGUUCACUAUUUUGGUCCCUGUGGAAAAUACAAUGCAUUAGUUAUGGAAUUAUUAAGUCAUUCAUUAGAAGACCUUUUUGAUUUGUGUGACAGAAAAUUUACUUUAAAAUGUGUUUGUAUGGUUGCGAUGCAAUUGAUAAGGCGGAUAGAAUAUGUCCAUUCCAAGCAUUUAAUUUAUCGAGACGUUAAACCAGAAAACUUUUUAAUUGGGCGAAGUUCGACUCGAAAACAACACAUUUUACAUAUUAUUGAUUUUGGCCUAGCUAAAGAAUAUAUUGACUGUGAUACUGGUAUUUGA
Molecule: messenger RNA, 632 nt
Organism: Meloidogyne enterolobii
Lineage: Eukaryota; Metazoa; Nematoda; Chromadorea; Rhabditida; Meloidogynidae
Source: the annotation of a GenBank genome assembly